AUGUCCAACCAAGUUGCUAUGGCGAGUGCUAGCGCCGGCCACGGUAGCGGUGGCGCCCAUAGCAUCAACAGGAGCUCAAGACCGUGCUCGAACUGUACGUGUUCUCCAGGGUUGUUGUCCAGACAGAACAGAAGAAAGUCGUUGUUCAUGCACCAGCUGUCGAGAAGAAAGAGUUCUACUCCCGGGUCUCCAAGAAGAUCCAUGUCCGCGGAGAGCAUUUACUCUUCAGAUACGCUGUGCACCACGAAGAACGUGAACACCACCAAGAGAUUGGAAAAGUUGAGGUUCAAGAUGAAGGAGAACGACCUGGCGGUUUACAUUGUUCCUAGCGAGGAUGAGCAUAGCUCCGAAUACGUCUCGUCCGCUGACCAGAGAAGAAGCUUUAUCUCUGGGUUCACUGGUUCCGCCGGGAUUGCCAUCAUCACCAGGGAUUUGUUGAAUUUCAACGACAUUCCAGAGGGUAAGUCUGCGUUGAGUACUGAUGGAAGAUACUUCAACCAGGCUGGCCAAGAGCUGGAUUUCAACUGGGUUUUGCUCAAGCAAGGUGCAAAGGGCGAACCAACAUGGCAAGAGUGGGCAGUCCAAGAGGCGAUCGAACAGUCCCUUGGACUGGGAAAGAAACUUGUCAAGAUUGGUAUUGAUCCGAAAGUUAUCAGCUACAAGGAUGUUGUCAGUUUCCAGAACACAAUCAAGACUAAAGUGGAUGAAAACGGAGAAGGAUCUAAAGUGGAACUCGUUGCCAUUAAAAACAACUUGGUUGAUGCUAUCUGGGGCGAGUUUGAAGAAGUUCCAAAGAGGCCUUCAAACAAGUUGAUCCAUUUGACAAAGGAAUACACCGGUGAAGAAUUCAAGAGCAAACACCAACGACUGAUCACGGAACUGAACAAGCACAACUCCAAUUCCAUCUUAUUGUCCGCUUUGGAUGAGGUUGCAUGGCUCCUUAACUUGAGAGGUUCUGAUAUCGAGUAUAACCCUGUCUUCUUCUCUUAUGUGAUUGUUGACGGUGAGACCACCAAGUUAUUCACCGAUAACCCAUACUCCGAUGAUGUUAAGACAUUCUUUGCUGAAAAUAACAUUACCGUGCUUCCAUAUAAUUCCAUUUGGACUGAACUAUCUUCGGUAACCACUGCGUUGAAGCAGAAGUCUGCAUCCAUAUCCAUUCCAGAAACUGCGUCUUGGGAAAUCGUGCGUAAUUUGAACAACUGUAAAUACAGACAGAUAGUUUCACCAGUUAUUCUGUUCAAGUCUGUGAAGAAUAAGACCGAGAUUGAGAAUUUCUCCAAGGCACAGUUGAAGGAUGCCGUUGCAAUAGUGAGGUUUUUCGCAUGGCUUGAAGACAAACUGGUUCGUGGCGAAGGGUUGAUUGAUGAGUAUGCCGCUGGUGAAAAGCUCAUUGAAUUUAGACAAGAACAAGAGCAUUACAUGGGCAACUCAUUCGAAACCAUCUCCGCAACGGGUGCAAAUGCUGCGGUGAUCCAUUAUGCUCCACCAAGUGAGAACUCUGCGAUGAUUGACCCUUCAAAGAUUUAUCUUUGUGACACUGGAUCCCAGUUCAUGGAAGGUACCACUGAUAUUACAAGAACUUUACAUUUUGGUGAACCAACUCAGGAGGAGAUUGAUAACUACACGUUGGUGUUGAAGGGUAACUUGGCCAUCGAGCAGUUGGUAUUCCCAGAAGGUACAAACGGUUAUUACAUCGACAUUCUUGCCAGACAGUUCUUAUGGGCCAAGGGGUUAGACUAUAGACAUGGUACUGGUCACGGUGUUGGUUCUUAUCUCAACGUACAUGAGGGACCUAUCGGCAUUGGAUUGAGAAAUGGGUUGAUCUCAUACCCAUUGGAGAAGGGAAACAUCGUCACCAACGAGCCUGGAUUCUACGAGGAUGGCAAAUACGGUAUCCGUAUUGAAAACGAUAUGCUCGUUGAGAGCACAGACUUGAAGUUUGGUGAGAAGUCAUUCCUCAAGUUUAGAAACUUGACAUUGGUUCCAUACUGCAGAAAGCUAACAAACGUCUCGCUCUUGACCCACGAAGAGAGAAAACUAAUCAACAAUCACCAUAAAACCGUUUGUCAAAUGCUUUCUCCUUUAUUGAAGGAUGACCAAAGAGCCUUCUACUGGUUGAAGAAGGAGACAACGCCUGUUUAACCCACAAAUUUACUACAUCUCUUUGUUAAUGUGUCUAUUAAUGCUUGUCUUUUUUUU
Williopsis jadinii is the source of this 2202-nucleotide messenger RNA. Its product is annotated as Creatinase/aminopeptidase. The transcript has 2 exons. Bases 1 to 2145 code for a protein of 714 amino acids. The record is from RefSeq and is a predicted model, not a curated record. NCBI's taxonomy places the organism in Eukaryota, Fungi, Ascomycota, Saccharomycetes, Phaffomycetales, Wickerhamomycetaceae. Gene Ontology annotation, molecular function: metalloaminopeptidase activity.